GUUUACAGUGAAAAGUGAGGUUAAUCACACUUAGUUGAUGGAGUUUUUCGUCUAGUUGUGAUUUUUCAUUUUCCAGCCAAAAAUGAACGACCCUAGACCGACUGUCCCAAUGGGGAUCCAAAGUACAGCUGGGGCUGUACCCAUCAGAAAUGAGAAAGGUGAGCUGGCAAUGCAGAAGGUGAAAGUUCACCGGUAUGUUGCGGGGAAACGACCAGACUAUGCUCCGCAGUCUAGCAGUGAGGAAGAAUCUGAUGAUGAUGAUUUUAUUGAGGCACGGCGUCAACAACUCCUUCAAGAGCAGUAUGAAAAUGCAGAGAAUGAGUCGGAACAACCUGAAGUGGUUGUUGCUGAGGACCCUCGAUUGCGUCGGUUGCAAAAAGUUCACAAUAUUGACGAGGAAAGCUUGGAAGAGGAACGAAGAGCCCGUCACAGACAUAUCCACGAACCAGAAGUUAUUGAAGAUGAUUCAGAGGAAGAAGUGGAAAGGAGACGUCGAGAUGACUCUAGUGAAGAUGACGAGGAAGAAGAUGAACUGAGUGACGAGGAAAUAGAGAGGAGAAGAAAGUUGCUUCACCAGCGCGUACUAAACAGGAAAGAAGAACAGGAAAUGGAAGUAGAGGAAGAGAAAGCACCAUCUUCCGAAGAAAGUGGAGAGGAAUCCUCCGAGUAUGAAGAAUAUUCAGAUUCGGAGGAGGAAACUGGUCCAAGACUGAAACCUGUAUUUGUACGAAAAAAGGAUCGUUUAACUGUGAUUGAGAAAGAAAAGGAAGCGCAAAAGAAGAAACAAGCAGAACACGAAGCCAAGAAAGCAGCGGAAGAAAGGCGCCGACAGACGUUGAGAAUGGUAGAAGAUGAAAUCCGGAAAGAACAGGAACAAAAGAAGACAAAUGAUGAACCAGCCUUAAACGAUGUCAAUACAGAUGAUGAGAACGAUGAAAUGGAGUAUGAACAAUGGAAAUUAAGAGAACUAAAACGUAUCAAGAGAGAUAGGGAAGAGCGCGAAGCAAUGGAAAGAGAACGCCAAGAGAUUGAAAGGUUAAGAAACAUGACUGAAGAAGAAAGGAGACAAGAGUUCCGUAACAAUCCCAAAUUCAUCGCUAACAAAGCCGCCAAAGGAAAAUAUAAGUUCAUGCAGAAAUACUAUCACAGAGGAGCCUUCUUCAUGGAUCAAGAUGAUGAGUUAUUCAAAAGAGACUUCUCCGCAGCAACUUUGGAAGAUCACUUUGAUAAAACUAUUCUCCCCAAAGUCAUGCAGGUCAAGAACUUUGGCCGAAGUGGGCGAACGAAGUACACUCAUCUUGUUGAUCAAGAUACCACAUCAUUUGAGUCUCCGUGGAUGGCAGACACGACUCAAAAUGUCAAAUUCCUCAACAACCAAGCUGCAGGAAUGAAACAAGUCUUCGAGAAGCCUAGUCUGAAAAAGAGGAAAAUGCCGAGCAAUUAGUGUUUUCAACUAUUAAGUCUUGUACAAAA
Molecule: messenger RNA, 1473 nt
Organism: Bemisia tabaci
Lineage: Eukaryota; Metazoa; Arthropoda; Insecta; Hemiptera; Aleyrodidae
Gene: Mfap1
Product: Microfibril-associated protein 1
Source: RefSeq, a predicted model, not a curated record